This is a messenger RNA of Zootermopsis nevadensis, 9053 nucleotides long. The record is from RefSeq and is a predicted model, not a curated record. Lineage: Eukaryota; Metazoa; Arthropoda; Insecta; Blattodea; Termopsidae.
UGGUAGCACUGUUUUACGGUUUUAUCGCAUUUGGUGAUCAAAUAUUUUUCGAGUCUGGUCGUGCUGUAGUGUUUAUUGAGAAGGUUUAAAUUCUCAUUCUGUGUAAUGUGAUCCGAAAACGAGAAUCUAUCCUCUCAAACAGAUGGAUGUGACGAAUAUUGCCAGGUGCGUAUUAAAGCAGAACAGAACAUAUUACCCAUGAACGCGGGAGAAGGGCGGUCACGUCUUCUUGGCAGCCAUUGGUCCUACGUAAAGGGACCUGAGAAAACCAUGGCAGAAGAUCAGUCAGGAUAACCUGUCUCGACACCAGGACUUCAACAAUUCUACAAUAAUUCCUGCAUGACCCUUCGCAGUAUUUCGUUUACAUUGGAUUCUACAAACUUAGAUUCUGAACUGAUUCUGAGGCGAAUUAUUUCAAACAAAUGGGACUACGAGGGUGGAGCAUCAGCCAGUCACAAGGCAUCAUCUAUCGGUACAAGACAACAUAGGAUGACGAGGUACAAGCAAGCAGAGCUCGAAGAGGAUGAUAGCAGUAGCGUGGGUUCUGUCCAGCUAACAGAAGGUGUCUCUGCCACUGCAACUCACAUCAGAUACCACACUGGAACAACAAUAUGGAAGACACGAAGCCUUUUAGAAAAGUGUCUUCUAAUACUUACUGCUACACUGCUGCUCCUUGUAUUUGUUCUGGGAACAUUACUCAGUGCCACAAGCAGAGAAGAGCCAGCUCUACAAGUGAUACAUGUAGGACCACAUACUGCAGAUGAACAAUACUGUCUGACUGUCCCAUGUGUAACGGCAGCUGCGUCCAUGCUUAUCUCUUUGGAUAUGAGUGUUAAUCCAUGUGAUGAUUUUUACCAGUAUUCCUGUGGAGGCUGGGUGCGUUCCAACCCUAUUCCAGAUGGAAAGUCUAUGUGGGGCACUUUUGGCAAGCUAGAGCAAAAGAACCAGCUAGUUGUCAAGAAUGUUUUAGAGAAACCUUUUGUUGAGCUAAAGAGCAAAGCAGAAGAGAAAGCAAAAAUGUAUUACUUAUCCUGUAUGGAUUCUAAUGAAACAAUUGAGGCUCUGGGAGCAAAACCUAUGCUGAAUUUGCUGAGAAAAGUGGGUGGUUGGAACAUAUCUGCUGUAGGUGGAAAGCCAUUUAAUGUUUCAGCAUGGAAUCUCCAAAAUACCAUCCAGGUUUUGCAGAAUCGUUAUAACAUGGGAGGUCUGUUCUCAUGGGCUGUCGGAGAAGAUGACCGUAACUCUAGCAGACAUGUAAUACAAAUUGAUCAAGGAGGUCUGACACUUCCUACAAGAGACAAUUAUUUAAACAAAACAGCAAAUGAGAAGAUUCUAGCUGCAUAUCUGGAUUAUAUGACAAAGAUUGGAGUUCUACUUGGAGGAGAGGAGAAUUCAACACGUGCACAGAUGCAGGGAGUGAUUGAAUUUGAGACACAAAUAGCAGAAAUCACUUCUCCUCCCGAAGAUCGCCGUGAUGGAGAAAAACUUUACCAUCUUAUGCCUCUUAGUGAAGUCCAAGAAAUGGCUCCCUUUAUGUCGUGGCAGGAAUACUUCUCAGAUGCAAUGCGUACAUCACAAAGGAAAGUAACAGGCAAGGAUAUGGUUGUAGUGUAUGCUCCUGAGUAUCUUGGAAAGCUGUCAGCAAUUGUUACUAAUUAUACCCUCACAAGAAAAGGGAAAAUUAUUUUGAACAACUAUUUGGUGUGGCAGACUGUGCGCAGUUUAACUGCGUGCCUCUCAAAAGCCUUCCGAGAUGCUUACAAAGGAUUGCGUAAAGCUCUGGUUGGCUCUGAAGGUGGGGAAGAGCCGUGGAGAUACUGUGUUACUGAUACCAAUAAUGUGCUUGGAUUUGCUAUUGGAGCUAUGUUUGUCCGAGAAGUAUUUCAUGGGAAUUCCAAACCAAUGGCUGAGGAAAUGAUCAAUGAAGUGAGGAAUGCAUUUAAGAGUAACCUUCAGAACCUCACAUGGAUGGAUACAGAGACUCAAGAGGCAGCUAAGAGUAAAGCAGAUGCCAUCACAGACAUGAUAGGUUUUCCAAAUUAUAUCCUUAACCCUGAUCAGCUGGAUGAUAAGUACAAGGAUUUAGAUAUUCGUCAGUAUGAAUACUUUGAAAACAACCUACGUGUGAAUCAGUAUAACUUACGUCGUAAUGUGGAGAAACUUGACCAGCCAGUGAACAAGACCAGGUGGGGCAUGACCCCGCCAACAGUGAAUGCCUACUACACACCGACCAAAAACCAGAUUGUAUUCCCUGCUGGAAUAUUACAGGCUCCAUUCUAUGACAUUGAUCAUCCACGAUCACUAAAUUUUGGUGGCAUGGGAGUUGUGAUGGGUCACGAGCUCACCCAUGCCUUUGAUGACCAAGGAAGGGAAUAUGAUCAAAAUGGAAACCUGCACCAGUGGUGGAACAACAAAACAAUAGCAAAAUUUAAGGAGCGCACUGAAUGUGUUGUGGACCAGUACUCAAAUUAUGAAGUCAACAACAAACACUUGAAUGGCAGACAAACUCUAGGAGAAAAUAUAGCUGACAAUGGAGGCUUGAAGGCAGCAUACCACGCAUAUCUUAAGUGGGCAUCUACACAUCAUGAAGAACUACCAAUACCAGGUCUAAAUCUUACUCACAGACAACUCUUCUUUCUUAGUUUUGCACAGGUAUGGUGUUCCUCUAGUACAGAUGAGGCAACAAAUUUGCAGAUUGAGAAAGACCCCCAUUCACCACCUCAGUUCCGUGUUAUUGGUCCUCUAUCUAAUCUGCCAGAAUUUUCCCAAGAAUUCUCCUGUCCGGUUGGAUCCAAGAUGAAUCCAAAAAAUAAAUGUGAAGUGUGGUAAACAGCACAACAAAAAAUACAAUAUUUAUGAAGGAAGUGGUGAUAUAAAGACAUCUGAGGUAUUUUAAAAAUUGUCACAGAAGAAAGUAGAUGAAAAUUAUUUUUAAAAUAAUAUAAAAACAAUAAGGCAGAUAACAGAAAGGACAGUAUAAAUGUUGUUAUUGGUCUCUGCAAGUUGAAUGUUUGAUUUUGACGGUGUAUUAUUUUGGUUUUGGAAGAUGGUGUCUGAGCUCUCUUUUCAUGUCAUGGCAUAAAAAAUAUUGCAGUACUCUCAUCAUCAUAGAUUACAUUUCUUUCAGUUUGUUCUUAAAGAUUCUACCAUGAUGGAUGAUGUACCAUCAUUAGUUUCCCAUACCAGGAUGUGUAAGAAUACCUAAGAAACUCUCAGUAUCUGAUGCCAACAAAAACAAUAUGCAUUUCUGGUGUAUCAUAUGCAGUAAUACAGCCAUGGGUUACUUCUCAUGCCUAAUAGGAUCAUUUUAAUGCAGAUUUGUUGCAUCACAGGAGGACUAGAACCUAAUUCUUUAUCACAUUCUUUUGUUGUAAUUAAUGUGUCAGCUGUUAGGGAAUGGAUGGGUUGAUGAUGAUCAGUAAUGCAUUUAAGGCAAAGCUUAUUGCACACCUUUUUCUUUUUAUAAUAUCGUUUUCUUUUCAGCAGCUCAAAUAUAUGUUGAGUUCUAAAUGAUAACUGAAAAUGUAUGAUGUAAAUUACUGCAGAUAUUACCAAAAUCUUUGUUGGUUUUUCAAUACUACCUAAAAUGUUAUUGUCCAUUUUGGAGAAUUAAAUGGUUUAUAUUAUUCAGUUAGAUUUUUCAUAUAUGCUCUUCUUUGUUAACUGUAAACAAUAACCAACGCAGAAAAUAUUUCACUCUAUGAAAUAACAUUACUUCAUUAAAAUUUUACAUAUAUUCAUAAGAAAGCAAAAUGUUUUCAAGCAUAGUACAUUAUGGGAAAAAUAUAAAUGUCUUAAGGUAUGAAGAAAGUUCCCUCAGAUCUGAAAUUACCUUUACAAAAGGUGACAGAAGUUUAGAUCUUUACAUUAUAAUGUUGAUUUUACAUUACAAGUAUGUGUUACAUGUUUUAAGUAGAUCUGAAGUAUUGAACUUAUUUUUAGUCUUUCCACAUGAAUAGUGGGGUGUAUGUACUGGAAACUGUAUUUGUAUUAUAUGCGUCUGAAGACACCUCACAUACUGACUUUCUUGCAGUUUCUGCUGUACUAAUUCACAAGCCUCUUAAAUCAGUUGCACAUUAAGGUGAAACAGGCAUAUUUAGUAGAGAGAAUAGUAUUGUAAUUGGAACUUUUCUUUUACUGAGAUGUUUACUUGCACAGUUUAGACCAGACACAAAACCAAGUGAUGAGAACCAUCAAAUGUGUUUUGGUUAAGGAGAUAUGGUCCAGAUUGCUUUAAAAUUUAGGCAGAAGAAAAUUCAGUCACUUUGUGUACAGUGUACUGGUACUUCAUAAACAUUGCUCUCUGGUUGUCAAGAAUGUGAAAAGUAGGGCAUGUGCUAGACAUUUGAAUCCAUGGAAGUUACAAACAUUGUUUCAAACUUCACUGUAUUUUAAAAGAUUUGAAAUUCCUGGAAGCAACUUACAGUUACAUUACAAUCUGAUAAAUUAAAAGAUUAAACAAACAUUCAGUUUUACCAUGUUUACACUACUGACAGUUCUGAGUUCCUUGCACAGUUGUGCUGCUUCGCCCUACUAGUGAUCACACAUUCUGUUUACAUUAAAAUUCUUUUAAUUAAUCAGUUGUCUCUUCGCCAUCAACUCUAUGAUUGCAUACACCUCAUAUUUAAUUACAUUUUUGGAUACAUACAGUCCAUGACUGUAAUCUUGAGACUUGCAAGGAAUGCAGUAAGUCCGUAGCGUUAAAGGCAUACACUAUCUUUCCUCCUUCCUCCUUCACCCCACUUCCUCAUCCCGCAAGUCUCAAGAUUACAGUUGCAGACUGUAGUAGUUUCAGAUCAAAAUGUAAUACCGAUUAUAAACUUCAUUUGUACUUAAUUAGUAAACAGAACACAUAACAGAAAGAUGACUAUUUCCCGUUCAAUCUUGCAGUGACUGCACAAAUCAUUUUUCAUUCUCUGGAUAUUAUGAUAAUCUUUCCAGAUACAUUCUACCACUGUAAUCAUUCUAAAAUGCACAGUGUUCUCAGAUCCUUUCUUAAUUAUAAAAUAAAUUUGUUUUUUGUAGCAGUACCACUGAAAUGUGUGUUAAUGAGAUAUUCCUUUGUGCAUUAUAGGAUGAGCCAUGUAGAUAAAUGUUCUAGUCAUUACGUUGUUUAUUGCUUUAUGUUACUGCUAUGUAUGGCAUACUUUGUUACAGAUUUUAUGAAUACGUGAAACCAGAUUUUGAAUCUUCUAAAAAUUGUUUCUGUUUGUGUUGUUUUGUUCUGUAUUUUAAUGUUCUACUCCUUUUCUGCAAGUCUUUUAAAGAUGUUACAGUUGUAAAUUGACUACAGAAUAUGUGACUGUGGCCUACUUAUUGUAUGUACUACAUUAUUACUUUUCUGGAGGAAUAAAGGAAAUAAGAGCAUGAUAGGAAAGGUAAAAUUAUAGAUCAAAAAAAUGCCAGAGUGUAUUUGAUUUGCUAUGUUUUAAAAAGGUAAAAAGUUACCAAUACCAAAGAAUUAACAUUUUUGUAACAUUUUAGCAUCUUUUCUAACAUAUAACAUACUUGAAAUUGAAAUGUUUUAGAAGAUACAGUGCAGUUUAUAGUUUUCCAUUUUAUUAAUUGCUGUACAGAAUUUGAAUAUGCUGACUUCUACUGUUAUUAGAUAUAGUUUUACAUACCUUGCAUUCCAUUUGGACACUGCCUUCUUCUUUACUUCAUAGUCCUCUCAAGUACAUCUUGUACAAUAACAGUUGCUAAAAAUAGGAACUGAAUAAAUCAGCAAAUAGACCUGAUCAGAAAAUUUGUGUGAUAUGAAGGAUGGUCUGUAAGUAAAAACUGCUAUAAAACAAAAUUAAAUAAAUAAAUACCUAUUUUGUGACCUUCAGACAGAUUUUAUUUCAUAUGAAUUUUGUCACAGUGCACACAGUUCACUAGACUUCCAGGAAUUCAUGAUGAAUUACACAUAUAGAAAAUAUGUGAAUUCAAUUUUGUAUUUGUUGCUGAACACCUGGGAAAAUAAUACAAGACUGCACUGUGUUUGAUACAAAAUAUAUGAUGAUCAUAUUUUGCUGAUAACAGUUUAAGUCAGCUUUGUGGUCUAUAAUGGUAGUCGUCUCUCAUGGUUAAUUAAAACGUGAACAGUUUUUAAUAUAAUGUUAUCUGAAACAUGUUUGCGGUUUUCAUGGCAGUGUUAAUUAGUUUACUUUGGAGACAUUUCUUAAUGUUUCAGAUAAAUUACAGUAUUUGUGUUCAGGAUAUAAAUGAUUUCUAUGAUUGAGCUGGUCAUUUCCUCCGAGAUGUCUGAUGUUUCUUUUCAAAACAGAACAACACUGUGGCCACUCAGACUUGUCAAGUCACCAGCUUCUAAUUUUCUGUCUUGUCUACAGUCGGAUAACUAGUCAUAAGUACUGGUGUUGGUCUGCUAUGAAAUUCUACAUGGGUACCAUUAUGAGAAUCAUACAUUUCAUCAUGUGUUGUAAUGAAGUGUUAGCAUUUACACUUCACAUUCAAGAGGUCUCCGAUUUAAAUCUCUGCCUGAAGAUAAGGUAACCUGGCAGGUUUUUGUAAUUUUCUUCAGUUAACCCAAAUGCUGGAUUAGUACCUUAAAUUAGGCUACAACUACUUCCACGUGCUUUUCAGUUCAUUAAUCUUCCUGUUAUUUGACACUGUACUAGAUGGUGCAAAAAAUUAAAGACAAUGGUGAAAAUGAAUAGCUGAGCAGAUGUGAAUGAAACUCAAUGUUGUGUACGAAAGUAUUUAUUCAGUUUGAAGUUUCAUUCAUAUAUAUUGAGCUGUUCACUUUUACUGUUUCUUAUAAAAGCAUCAGAUUUGUGCACCACCUGGUAUAACCUGAAGAAUUUCGAAAUUUAUGUUCUAAAUUUCAUAUAUGUAAAUACAUUUUUCUUUUAUAGAUAAUUAUCAAGCUUACAUUCAUUUAAAAUAUGAACAAAUGUAUAUGAUAUAUGCUACCAUAAUGUAACUAAGUUCCACCACAUGUUUAUAGAAAGCUACUGUCUGGUGAAUGGGACCUACACAUUGUGAGAUUUCAGGUUCUUGCAGCUUUGAAGAUGACGGUUGUGGUCUUAUGGGUCAUGGUUAAACCUGGGGAUAGAGGCAGUAUGUUCAUCCAAAAUGUUGGUUUCUACUGACAAGACUACAUGGCAUCUCAACCCAGAAGACAAUUGAUGGCCUCCAAAUUGUGUUCUACUCCUGUUCCCUCUCCUCCACCUUGAUUGCCAAAACAUCUGAAUUCUGGUAAUUGCGAGCAAUUGCAAGUAUUAUUUAACAUAAUAACUCUGACCUUCAUCUCCAUAUAACUGUGGGGUUAAUAAUGAAUGCAUAGUGCUGUAUCUCCCUACUUAUGUGUGCUUUAAUGACAUAUUAGGCAAAUGGGGAAACUUUGCCUUUAUCUUAUACAGUAUGGAACGAUAUGAAAAGCAGAGAACUAGGAAGGGAGGGGGAAUAAAUCUAUCCACUCAUGGAACUUCCAUAAUGAGAGGGAAACGGGCAGACUAUAUGGAAUAUGUGAUGAAAUAGAGUUCCUUAUCAUAACAUCAUCUUUUGUUAAAAUGUUUUAACAGUUUUUAUAAACAUAGUUGCAAAAUAUACUAUAACAUUGAGAAGUUUAAUACAGUCAGCUGUGCAUAAGUGACAUAUUUUACUGUUCCUAUUUUACAGACCUGAGUGAUCUUUCCAGAGUUAACAUUUUCUGAUGCAUAUUAUCAAUUGACUAAAAUGUCCUAUUAUAGAAUUCAUUGCUCCUGAAAUUUAAGUGGUCAUUUCAAACAGAGAUGGUGCAUUGCCUAGGUGAAGAGUUAUAACAGCUCUCUUUGAGGGGCAUAAUGUUCAUAUCUCUUUCACAUAAAUCGUGAUUUGGUAACAUAUUUUUGUAGCAAUCAUUAAUAGCAUUUCAUUACAUUUGCAGUAUAACUUUCAAUAAAAAUGUCCAUUUGCUGAAAGCAAGGAAUUAACAUUACAUGACAAUGUCACUCCAAUAUUUCAAUUCACAUAUUGAUUGAUGACAUUUUUAUGUUCUAAAUCUUUGAGGAGGAACUAUUAUUAUAAUGCUACAUUUAUGAUACAGGUCCACAGCUGUUCAUUUCUAUAGUCAAUAUUUUUGUUUCAGUGUAUCAAUAUUUUUGUUUCAGUGUAUCAAUUUAUUAUGAAGUUAAAGUCCUGGUUUGUCACAAUGUUAAUAAUGAAUGUAUGAAAAGACAGCAGUUUAAUCAAGGCCUAUACUGAGGCCACAGGAGAACGAUCCAUGGAUUGAUCCCAUCCACAUCUCCCUCACGCUGUUAUACUUCCCACUUCAUGUUCCUCUACAUUCCCCUCCAGCCACUUAGCCAUUUUUAUAGGAAUUUUGGUAGUGAUAACCUUCACUAGUGACAGUUGUUUUGGGUUGGCUGAUAGGCUGGAGGGGCCGAGGGAAGCCUUGAGCAUCUUCAUCCCCACCACCUAUGAGACUUUUUCUUCUUUCUCAGAACAAAUGCAGAUUUUACAGAUGCUGCUGAUAAAGUCAACCUCAAUUCUAAAAAUAGGUUUGAGAAAGUUAUGUUCCUGAGAGAUGUUUUAUCAUAACAGAACCCAAGGGAGACUUUUCAUGCCAUUAAAAAGACAAUUUCUUGGAGACUCAUCAGAAAUAUUCCAUCCAGGCUCUCCAUCUGCAUGUGCCUCUAGAAUGUUAGUGAAGCCUUCAGACUUGAGGUUGUGUUAUUGAUAUAAUGAGUGCAUCAGUAGGCAUUCUAAUGUGUGUUCCAAAUUUCACAGUUUUGUGUGCUUGCUGAUAAUAAAGCUAGGCAAGAAGUAAUCAUAAUGGAAACUGUAAAAGCAAUUUUUAAAAUUUAGUAAAUCAGAGGUGUAUGUUAAAUAUAGACCACCAUCAGUAUAUAUAAGUAUUUUCAGAGAUAUAGUUUUCUUGCCAGUAUAACAUGAAUGUUAAUCACUUAACUGCUUUCAGUUAUGUUGCUGAAAAAGUGGACUUUUAAAAUGUGAUAUUGUAUACAUACUGUCUUGCAGUCUGCUCUUUUCCAAAGCAGGAUUUUCAUCAGAAGUUCAAUAUUUAUCUGUAUAAUAUUUGUAUCAAUAAAAGUGGAAACGUUUUGAUGUCA